UGCACGAUAAUUUUUCGACCGCGCUGCUUGUGUUUUCGGUUCCCAUUCUAAUAAAUGAAAUACAAAAUAUAAACAUCAAAUAUGUAUAUAGGGCGAUUGAAAUUAAAUCACUUUAAAUACAAGUUAUAAACGAUUUAAAGAUAUUUAAAUAUAUUUUUAACAAUUCGCUCGUAAUUACCUUACUCCCUCGCGCUUUCUCUGUGUGUGUGUCUGUAAAGGCCAAAGAGCGCCCGCCGCCUCUUCCCGCGCCACGCCCCCUCGGGCAACGGAAUAAAUUGGGUAAAAAAGAAUAUAUAUCCUGCUCUUUUAGAAUUUACCUGUGAAAGUGAAAACGUGACAACACGAUAAAACGAACGAGCCAAGCAAAACAAAAAUCGAGUGCAUAAAAAGCAACGAAAGGAGGAGGAGACGAGGAAUAAGAACAAGUGCAGCAAAUCAGAAAAAAGAGAGAACGGAACAAGAACACAGAAAAAAGUAAAAAAUUAUCAACGAAGGAAAGGCAAAAAAACAAAACAACAGCAGAAUUCGACAGACUUGGAAGCGCCGACACUUGCGAUUUGAUUAUCACACAUAGCUAUGCUUUUGCAGUAUUCGUGCUAAAUCGUUUACUAUAAUGAAUUCCGCGCGGCAUCAUCGUAUUGGAGUAUUUCUGUCUCCAUAAGUUGGCCACUAAUUAAAUCAAAUUAAAUAUAAAUAUAAUCAUAAUAAUAAUACAAAAAAAAAACCCCAACAAGGCUUGCAAAUUGAUUGCCCCACAACGGAAAGCGAAGCACUGCAAAGUAAGAAAGCCAUCUAGUCGAACGAAAACAACGAAGGAAAUUCGCCAACAAAACUGCCUGGAGUGAAAAAGCGAGGUCUCGAGUGUAGGCAAACCCAAAUCAAAACUUGACAGAGGACCCGGAGCGACCGCAAAGCUGGCUAAAAAGAUGCCAUACCAUCGGGGCGGAGAUGCCUCUUCCCAGGCCGACAAGUUGAGCGGCAUUGUGGAGGAGAGCGACCUGUACGAGGGGUUCGCCCCGCACGUCGAGACGUCCGAGAUCAAAACCCUCGACUUUUACAAUCUACCAAAGCAAACUGGCAAAGAGCCGGCACUGCGCUCCUUCACCGAGAUCCAACAGCUGUUGCAGCAGGCCAAGAAACGUGACGUGAAAAACAUACUCAGGGAGAACUCGUGGCCCAUUAAUUCCCCGAUCCGAUCCCAGCUAUGGCCGUUGCUGUGUGGCCAGCACCAGACCAAGCAGCAGAUGCUGGAUGGCUUUUACUGGGAAAUGGUCCACCAGGUCUUUGGCACCACGGAGCUGUCGGAGAAACCGAUCAUGCUGCCCGCCUUUGUGGACGCCACCCACUGUUUGCCCUAUCACUUGACCAGCACGGGACGAGCCGUGGCCGAUCGCAUCGUGAAUGUCCUGGGCUACGACUGCCCCGAUAUUACCUACAGUCCAGUAUUGUAUCCGAUUACAUCGAUACUUUUGCAUUUCAUGUCGGAGGAGGAGGCGUACAUGUGUUUGGCCGGUCUGGUGGGCAGCAAGGAAAAGGUAUUCAUCAAUCAAACCAAACUACAGCACGAGGUCACCUGGAAAACGGUGAUGCAGAUAGCCAAAAAGCACACGAAAAGUGCAACUUCGUAUUUCCAACGUAUUUGCCCGGGUCUGAAGCUGGAGCGCAUCUUCAUGGACUGGUGCUGGUGGAUUCUAGCGGGUCUACCCUUCCAGCAUCUGGUGCGGAUCAUGGACUGCUAUUUCCACGAGGGCAUCAAGGUCCUGUACCGUGUGGCCCUUGUCAUACUCAACCUGUUUCACAAGGAGUGCCAGUCGAACAACGAAUGGAGUCCGGAUAAUAUUAAAAACGACAUUGGCAAUGCUCUAAUCAAGUUCUGCAAGAAGAUACCAGUGUCACCGGCGAAGUUGCUCCAUGCCGCGUUUAGUAUUAGGGGACUGAGUACCCAGUAUAUUUCUAGAAUAUUUAUCAAGACUGAAAUGCUACUAAAAAGCCGUUCCGUGCUCACCAGCGGUUCAAAGCAAUUAAUCAAAUCGCGUUCAAGUGAUAAUCUGCCCACUAGUCAGUCGCAGGUCAACAUCCAAAUGAUGUCGCACACCUUGACCAUUCGAGAGAAGCUGCACUCCGAGAGCUGUCGCAAUUUGGGCGAAAAGUCGCCCGGUCAUAGAGCCAUCGCGAUGGGCGUUUAUCCCAUACACAAUCUGAAAAGUCAAGCUUGUAAGAACGAAGAUCUAUUCACGCUGUGGUCCUGGCUGCCCGUGCGGAUAACAAUGUACCAACCGGUGCUGCUCUACACCACCGAGGAGCACGGCUGCUCGCUGACCACAUUCUACGUCCGGGUGGAGCAGCACGAGCCCACGCUGCUCAUGAUCAAGACGUGCAAUAAUGAGGUAUUUGGAGCAUACUGCUCAUCACGUUGGUUUGAGAGGAAUGUGAAAGAUGACAAGGGCCAACGACAGGCCUACUUUGGCACCGGCGAAACCUUUUUGUUCUCCCUUUAUCCGGAGCGAGCCAAGUACCCCUGGGUGGGCAUUGAGGGCGACAAGGAUCUGGGACACAGUUCCGAGCUGUUUAUGGCGGCCGACUCGAAGAUGAUAACCAUUGGUGGCGGCGAGGGUCAGGCCAUUUGGAUGGACGAGAACAUACGUUUUGGCAAGACGGACAGCUGCAAAACCUUCAACAAUCCGCCGCUGUGUCCGUCCGGCGACUUUGAGAUCCGGGUGCUGGAGGUCUACGGCUUUGUGGGCAUCUAAAAGAACUCCACUCCUCCUCUGUGUGACCGAUAUUGCCCGCCGAUGAUCAAGUGCUCAGCCAACCAGCUCGACCUUCCCCCCGCGUUUCCUACAACCACUCAAACACCUGCAGAUUGCUUUCGUUUCCGCCAUUACGGGCGGAUGAUGAUGAUAACAAGAUGAGAAAAUGUGUAAACAUUUAUAAAAGCUUAUUUAUAAAUAUGUAUCGAAGGUGGCCAAGCAGCAAAAGUAUGCCACAGUCGUCGUGUUAAUGUUUAAUGUUAAUGAAAAAAUGCAAAAAUGCAAAAAGCUAAAACAAAUUAUAUAUUAUAUAAUGGAAAUACUCUGUGAGUUCAUGUUUCAAAACGCAAAGCUUUGAAAUUACAAUACCCUAGUUGUUAUAACCCCUUUACAUAUAUACAUGAUAUCUAUAUAGAGAAGCAUAUACAUAAUGAAUUAUUAUAAAGUGUAUAUCUAAAUGUAAAACGUAUUUCUAUAGCCAUGUACCGCAGCAAAGAAAAAAUAUUCCUUAAAAAUCGAAAGCAGAAAACAACACCAGAAAACUUGGGCUGCAACUUUAUUAUUGUUUAUUAGCGUUAUUAUUUCAUUUAGUUCAUAUAUAUAUAUAUGUGUAUAUUAUGUAUUUUUUCUUUCUGUAAACCAAAUUUACUGACUUGACUGAAUUCGUUAUUAAUGUUAUUAAUAUUAUUAUUGCUAUGUGUAUAGAAAGUGUAACUUGUAAAUUGCAUUGAAAGCAACCGAAUGUUUCUGAAAGUUGUCCCCUAUUGGUCGCAAAAUAUAUAGAUAAUGAAAAACCAAACCUCUUUCGAUUAGUGCUGCUGCUGCCGCCAAUAAUAUGCUCAGAUACUACAGAUAUAUUCUAUAGUUACAUAGCUCCCAAUUGACAUAGAUAACAUAUAUAAAGCUAAUGCCCUUAACCAGCAACGGAAUGUGCAGUCACUUUAAAGUGCAAAUGGAGGAAAAGAAAGUAGCUGGCAGUGGAGAGCUCUCACCCAUGUGCAAUUGAUCUCAAAGCGAAAAACGAAAACGGAAACGAAAAACAAAGAAAUGUAUUACAAGUUGAAGGCCGCAUAAGUAGGCAUAAACAAAAACGGAGAACAAUCAAUAAUUAUUUUAAGAUUCCAUUCCAUUUUCAAUACCAACGAAAUUCUUUGCUCACCUCCACCCGAAAACUGCACGUACACAAAAUUUUUGCACACUUUUCUAGUCAAUUUUUAUGUUUAACAAAAAGAACAUGGUGUGUUUGCUCCCAUUUCGCUACAACUUAAUAUUCAUUUGCCUUUUGAGUGACUGCAAAUUCCGAUGGUUUAUUGAUCGUUGCACUACGCAAGCAAAUUGUUACAAUUUAAUGGAAAGACCACAACGAAAAUCGAGGCGUAGGGACAGCAGUGGCCACAGAUUGCAGGAAGUGACUGGCAACACUCCACAACCAUUGCAUUGAGGAGCUGGUACUCCACAAAUCGCCAACACAAACCCCUCACCCAAGAAAACGAUCAAACACCUCCAUCCAAACGCAGGUCACCUGCAGUCUGUGGUCUGUGGAAAGAGCAGCAGUGGAACGGCAAAUGAUAAAUAUGAAUAGUUUUUAGGUUUUAAACAAACUCUCUGUGUUGUUGUUACUAUGAUUCAAUGUAUAUGUGUACGCAGCGUUAUAUAACCGAACUCUACAUUAUAUACCCAACUGCAAAAAUAGUUGUACAAGUUGAUCAAUACAAAGCUAAAAAAAAAGAAAAAAUAUGAGAAAAGCAAAUCUGUUUGUUAUUUGUUUCUGAGUGUGAAUCGAAUUGAAACAAUAAGUUUUACUAUAUUUGGUUGACUAAUUCUUACACGCCGAUGUUAUGAAUUGUUGAUAGACCUUAAGUUGAGGAGUGCUUGGCAAGGAUUGUAUUUUGGCAUUGACGCGGCAGUUGUCCUCGAAGGAUUCUCGGAGAUUCCCGGGGGCACUGUCAACAUGGACAGUAUUUGGUAAAGCAAAAACAAAAUAAAUCUUUUGUACAUAGUUUGUUUUCUAUCUGAAUUGUUCUCAAUGUGUAGUUUAUAAACGAUAUCUUGAUAAAUAUCCAUAUAUUUAUAUUUGAAUGUUAUUUAUGUGUAGCCCAGAAAGUGACAUGAAUAUAAUCCGCAGCUAAAAACCCAUAAACAUGAUAAACCAACGUGUUAUCUAUAUACCCACAUACAAUAAUUUAUACAAGAAACUGGAAAUAUACAAUAUAUGUAAAUCUGGAUGUGUUUGACGAUCAACAGGUAUAUUGAUUAAAAAUUGAAACAUCGAUUAUGUGCAUCAAUUUUGAAAUGUUAUUUUUAUUUAUUUUAUGAAUAUUUUGUAAUUUAUAAAUCCUAAUUACAAUACACACAAACACAUACACAUACGCAUACACAAACACACAUACACGCAGAUAAAGUAGGAGGCGAGUAAAUUUUAUUCAAUAAAUUAUAUUAAAACAAA
Molecule: messenger RNA, 5196 nt
Organism: Drosophila elegans
Lineage: Eukaryota; Metazoa; Arthropoda; Insecta; Diptera; Drosophilidae
Gene: sky
Product: GTPase-activating protein skywalker
Exons: 12
Coding region: 927-2750 (607 amino acids)
Source: RefSeq, a predicted model, not a curated record